UCCUUCCUUACAGCAGAAAGAGUGUCUGUUUGUUUGUUUGUUUGGUGGAACAUAACAGCUUAAAACCCGGCUUAUACACUCGACAAAGAAAGUCUUUCAUACCUUUCUUUCUUUUUCGAUUAAAGGUGCUAGGUAGCGAGUAAAUUAGAGACAGAACCCCGGAAACUUCAAGAUAGCGAGAGUGGACAAGCGCUGAUGACACCUGGCUGUCACCUGUCACUAAGGAUGGUGGCCUUAUUAUAAGGAGGCUGUCAUUCAUAUAAUUUAAGUAUUGGAGGGUUAUUCUAAGGCCCUAAAAGACAGCUCAUCUUUGCAGCCUACCAUACCUUCCAUUAAAUAUAACGCAAAAUUUGGCCUCUAAAAUUUUGACACAGUCAAACCAAGGUGAGAUAAAAUAUCGUCACCAACGUCACAAAAUUCUCAAAUAUGUCCAAAAAAUUACUGGUAGCAUUUGAUUUUGACCAUACAAUCAUCAAUGGAAACAGUGAUACAAUUGUCAGGGAAAUGCUUCAUGCUAAGCCACCUGAAUUGAAACCUUCUGAUUCUUGGACAGAGUACAUGCAGACAAUCUUUAACUUGUUACACAAGCAAGGAAUUAAAGAGUCCACUUACUUAGAUGUCAUAACUAAAAUCCCAGCCACUUCCGGUAUGAUAGACUUUCUGUCUUUUCUAAACCAACCUGAAAUUGAGGUCAUCAUAAUAUCUGAUUCAAAUUCAAUAUUUAUUAAAAUGUGGCUUGAAGCUACAUUUGAGGAGGAAAGCAUAGUUUCACAUGUGUAUACAAAUGAAGCUUAUUUUGACUCCUCUGAUAUGUUAAAUAUAGCUAUGCACCAUGAUCCUCCUCAAGACUGGUGUGAAAUGUGCCCCAAAAAUUUAUGCAAAGGUUUUGUUCUAGCUAAACAUUUGAAACAAAGAUUAGAUGAGGGAAUAGAAUUUAACAAUGUGGCCUAUGUUGGCGAUGGAAGAAAUGAUUUCUGUCCUUGUACUAAACUUCAGGUAAAAGACUACAUAUUUCCAAGAAAGGGGUAUUACCUUGCAAAAGUUUUAGAUAAUUCAAUUGCAAAGCCAAAUUUCACAAAUGAGGUCAAAGCUGUUGUUAAUGUUUGGGAAACUGCAUUUGAUAUCCAACAACACCUCUCUGAAGUUCUCUAGCAGUACUCAGCAGUCCUCCAUUUCAAGUUUAGGGGAAAAUAUUCCCCAUGAAGGAUAUGUGCAUUUUUGGCUGUCAUACUUUACUUAAUUAAAAAAUACAGUUCUGUGCUAUGCUAUACUAUAAGACAAAGCCAAGCUUCAGGUCCAAAUAGUUUGUGAAACAGGUUGCUGCCAACAGACACAACUAUCUUAGCUUCAAGCGAGGCUCAGAGAAGUAACAAAUUCAAUUGAAAAUAGUAACCUAAAAUUAUUAUUAAUUAAUAAAAUGAGCAACGGUGAAAUUUGUUAAGGAACUCAGGCAGAAAUACAUGCAUUCUACUAGUAUGUCUUCAUGCCAUGCAUUUACUGUCCAUUUUUAUUACUUAAUCAUGUAAGUUUUAAAUUUUAAAAAAAUUGUAAUAACUUUACAGCGUGUCAUCUUUUAUCAGACACGGUGUCAGAGCUCUGCUAUAAACCAAAUUUUUCGUCCUACUUCAGACUAGCAAAGCUUGGGGUCAGUUCCCAUCAAGUGCAGUCAAAGGAAGCAAUUUUGCAGAACCCUGUAAUAUUACCUGUUGUAGCUCCUAAGGACAUUAGCGUCGUUAAUUUGAGCUCCAGAUCCGAGUAUCAAGAUGAUCAGGGCU
This is a messenger RNA of Frankliniella occidentalis (western flower thrips), 1775 nucleotides long. Its product is annotated as pyridoxal phosphate phosphatase PHOSPHO2. The record is from RefSeq and is a predicted model, not a curated record. Gene Ontology annotation, molecular function: phosphatase activity. Bases 427 to 1152 code for a protein of 241 amino acids. Lineage: Eukaryota; Metazoa; Arthropoda; Insecta; Thysanoptera; Thripidae. The transcript is spliced from 4 exons.